AUCUUUCCACUCACGCCCGGAUUCGUUGACGUUUCUCUUUUCGGGCCAACUCAUCGGUCUUUUGACACAGAAAUAUGUUUAUUUUCAGUUCUGUAUGUUAUGAAUUCUGACUUAUUUAGUGCUCGAUAAGUAAUAGUAUUAGUUAAUAAAAUGGACGUGUACUCUCUGAUACUUUUUCUAAGUGUGCUCUGGCAUGGAAGUGAAGCAAUCAUGUGGAGCCUCGCUCCCAACACACAGAAGUGUCUGAAGGAGGAAUUACACGCAAAAGUUCUCGUGGCAGGCGAAUAUGAGGUUACAGAAGUUGCCGGGCAGCAAGUCGACUACAUUAUUCGAGAUUCAAAAGGCCACAUACUAUCACAGAAAGACACAAUAACUAAAGGAAAAUUCUCAUUUGUCACAGAGACCUACGACACGUUUGAGGUCUGCUUCAAAUCUAAAGUACCACCAGAACGCCGUGGUGUCUCUCAAGAUGUCACUCUUGAUAUCAAAAUUGGAAUUGAAGCCAAAAACUAUGAAGGAAUUGCUGAAGCAGCGAAGUUGAAACCUAUGGAGCUUGAGUUGAAAAGACUGGAAGACCUCUCAGAAGCCAUUGUGCAGGACUUCACUCUGAUGAGGAAGGCAGAAGAGGAAAUGAGAGACACAAAUGAGUCCACCAACAACCGUGUCUUAUUCUUCAGCAUAUUCUCAAUGGUCUGUCUCCUUGGACUGGCCACGUGGCAAGUACUCUACCUUCGCCGGUACUUCAAGGCUAAAAAACUUAUUGAAUAGCAGAAUAAGACUAGUGUGAACCGCUGGUAGAGUUACAUGUGACGCAAUACGAUCAAACGAUCACCUGUAUAAAUAGAGAUUGAAACGCACUCGAAAUUAUACUCUCACAAGGGAUUUAGUCAUAUCGUCAGUUGAAUCAUCACAUUGAAACAGUAUUUUAAUCCCUUCACAUAAAUAUAUUGUACAUUUUCAUUAUUUACUGUUAAAAUUAAAUAAGUACAUC
Ostrinia furnacalis (Asian corn borer) is the source of this 991-nucleotide messenger RNA. RefSeq names its product transmembrane emp24 domain-containing protein bai. The record is from RefSeq and is a predicted model, not a curated record. NCBI's taxonomy places the organism in Eukaryota, Metazoa, Arthropoda, Insecta, Lepidoptera, Crambidae. The coding region runs from base 151 to 768 and encodes 205 amino acids. The transcript is spliced from 5 exons.